AUGAAACCAGAUUCAUUCACCAUUCGUGCAGCAGAAGUUGUGGAGCAGGCAGAGAAGCACUGUAGAAGUCAGGGGCAUCCUGAAAUAACACCGCUACAUCUUCUUUCUGCCCUUAUUUCGGAGCGGGGAGGCAUCAUACAUCAAAUUGCGUCAAAAAAAGGUGUUGAUGUCAAGGAAAUAGAAAAGGGUGUCAACGAGGCCUUGGAAAAGCUUUCACGCCAAUUUCCAGGCCCUCCAAACUUGGGAUACUCCCGCUCGUUCAUUAGCAUGUUAGAAAAAGCACACGAUGUGAUGUCCUUUUUCGGAGAUUCGCAUAUUGCCAUAGAUGUCCUGGUAAUUGCACUAGCAAAUGUGCGGGAGACAAAGGCGAUUUUUUCAGCAGCUGGUCUUUCUCCCGUUGAUAUCGAUGGGGCCGUGAAGGAGGCUCGAAAAGGAAAAACCGUUCAAUCGAUCACAAGCGAUGCUUCUGGAGCAGGAGGAAAUGUCGCUGGCAAUUAUCUUGCCAAAUAUGGUGUCAAUCUCGUUGAGCAGGCCAUUUCAGGCAGCCUUGAUCCUGUGAUCGGAAGAGACGAGGAGAUCCGCAGAGUUAUAAGAGUGCUUUGCCGGCGUACCAAGAACAACCCCAUUCUGAUUGGGCCCCCAGGUGUUGGUAAAACCGCAAUUGUCGAGGGUCUUGCUCAAAGAAUUGCAAGGGGAGAUGUUCCUCGCACGUUGGAAUGUCAAUUACACACCCUGGACAUGGGCCUCUUAGUUGCCGGGGCAAAGUAUCGAGGUGAAUUUGAGGAGCGAAUCAAAGAUGUCCUUGCUCAAGUGAAAGAGUCUAAUGGCUCCAUCAUUCUUUUCAUUGACGAGAUCCAUCUUGUUCUUGGCGCUGGCUCUUCUGGAGGCCCAGAGGGCGGUUCCAUGGAUGCGGCCAAUCUUUUCAAGCCGAUGCUUGCUCGCGGCGAGCUUAGGUGCAUUGGAGCCACUACUCUGGACGAAUAUCGAAAGUACGUUGAGCGUGAUGCCGCUUUUGAGAGGCGGUUCCAACCUGUCUAUGUGGGGGAGCCUUCACUUCCUGAUACCAUCGCUAUGAUCCGUGGACUCAAAGAGAGAUAUGAGACGCAUCAUGGAGUCCGUAUUAGGGAUUCGGCCAUCGUAUUGGCAGUGCAGCUGGCCUCUCGGUAUAUUACAAAUCGCUUCCUUCCUGACAAAGCAAUAGAUUUGGUCGACGAAGCCUGUGCUGAUGUACGUGUGGCUCUUGACUCUUUUCCGGAGGAAAUAGAUUCUCUUCAGAGACAAAAAUUACGGCUUGAAAUUGAGGUAACCGCUUUGGAAAAGGAAAAGGACCUCGAAGAAACCAGCAGGUCUCGACUUGUUGCCGUUAAAAAGAAGCUUGCCGAUGUUGACUCCGCAUUGGCUCCUCUUUUACAUUCAUACGAGUCCACACGGGAAAGAAUUAACGAAAUGGCAGCUUUACAGAGAAAAUUGGCCGACUUGCAGGCGAAACUUGCCGAUGCCGUUCGAAAAAAAGACAAGAGUCUUGCUGCGGAUCUUGAAUUUGGGGCGAUCCCCGACGUGGAGCAGCGUAUUUCUGCGCUUCGCAGCUCGGAGCCUAUCGAUGUUAUCGAAAUGGCCAAUACUCAAUCCGAGCCUGCACCGGCAUCUUCCCCCAGUAUUGCGGUAACAGAAGUGGUCGGGGAAUCCCAAAUUUUGGCCGUGGUGUCCAAAUGGACUGGAAUUCCACUUAACCGCCUUAGCGAAUCUGAGACGGAGAAGCUUCUUUCUCUCAAAGAACGGCUUUCCUCCAGAGUUCAUGGCCAGCAGGAGGCUGUUUUGGCAGUCUCAGAUGCCAUACUGCGUAAUAGGAGUGGGCUCUCUAGACCCUCCCAGCCGAUUGGUAGCUUUCUGUUUUUGGGACCCACAGGCGUGGGUAAAACUGAACUGGCAAAGGCCGUUGCUGCGGAGCUUUUUUUUGGCGGCGGCUCUGCAAAUGCCUCGUCUCAACCAUCUGGUAGCGGUACAACGACCCCUGUUUCUUCCUCUUCAAUUGUACGCAUCGAUAUGAGCGAAUAUAUGGAAAAACACUCGGUCAGCAGAUUGAUAGGCGCGCCCCCCGGGUAUGUCGGAUAUGGAGAAUCGGGACAGUUGACCGAGGCCAUUCGACGGCGCCCCUACACUGUCGUUCUGUUUGAUGAGGUGGAAAAGGCACAUCCAGAAGUUCUUGACCUUCUUCUUCAAAUCCUGGAUGAUGGCAGGCUCACAGAUGGGCAGGGCCGUCUUGUUGACUUUACAAAUACACUCGUCAUUCUUACAUCGAAUGUGGGAAUCCCACCUGCCGCCGCUACGUCAUCCCUCGAAUUUCGACGAGCGCUUAUGGCCUAUUUCCGGCCCGAAUUCAUCAAUCGUCUUGACGACGUCAUUCUUUUCCAUAAACUGAACAAGGCUGCGCUUUUCAAGAUCAUCGAAAGACUUGGUGAAGAAGAGAUCAAUUCCAGGCUUGAAGAAAAGCAGGUUCGCGUUGUCAUUACCGAACAGGCAAAAGAGGCUAUCAUUGAGGCAGCAUACGACGAUGGCACUUUUGGAGCGAGACCGUUGAGGCGAUUUAUUGAGAAAACCAUUGUGACUCCUUUGAGCCGUAUGCUUAUUUCUGGCGCCCUUCCGAAGAAUUCAAUUGUCCAGGUUGGUGUGAUGAUGGUUGUUUCUUCUGAAGAAAGCUCUGAUGAAACGGUCUCGUUUUCUUUUGAUGUUAGCCCCGCUUUUCCUUCUUGA
Molecule: messenger RNA, 2751 nt
Organism: Mitosporidium daphniae
Lineage: Eukaryota; Fungi; Microsporidia
Product: ATP-dependent Clp protease ATP-binding subunit ClpB
Exons: 1
Coding region: 1-2751 (916 amino acids)
Biological process (GO): cellular response to heat
Cellular component (GO): cytoplasm
Molecular function (GO): ATP binding; ATP hydrolysis activity
Source: RefSeq, a predicted model, not a curated record